ACAACUUGCAAGAGAAGAAGAACAUCAGGAGGGCUGUUUGAAAAGAUCCACAGAAAGAAACUGCGCGUAAUAUAGUUUUCAAUCUCUUGAAAACUAUACAUUUGACGAUGUUUUAAUAUAUCAAGACGCACGAUAUUUUUAAUCCUUAUGAGCAAAGAACAUCAAGAUCAAAUAAUGGCUGGAGAAAUUUCAGGCAGUUUGAGAGGUCAAUCCUUCUACCUGCAUGUUGUGAAGAGACAUCAGUCCGUCACACUCGCUGACAUCAUCAGCCGUCUGGGAGGGAAAGUGGACAGUUUUCUCACCAAGGAUGUGAAUGUGAUUGUGACGGGAAUUAAAGAACCUCAGAGUGAUUUGCAGGUGGAUGGUUCAUGUACUGCAGGGGGGAAACAAAGUGGAACCCCCAAACCUCUGCUUUGUGGCAGUCGUGGAAAAGCAUUACUGGAAAAAGCAAUCCACAGAAAUGAGAAGUAUCAGAGCAGUGCGCUGGCGAAUGCUCGUUUGUGGGGAGUCAAGGUCUACAAUGUAGAUGAAUUUCUAAAGUUCAUCAAUCAUCUAAAUGAGAAAAUGAAGAUAGCUAAGAAAAAAAGAAGCAAACUAACAGCUCCUCAUGUGAAAGCUGGAGUUUUGAGAAGUCCUUAUCUGAAAGUGGAGGACUCCAGUCGGAAGUUCAGACCAUUCUAUGCACAGACUCUGAGUUUCCCAAUGAUGAGUUUUUCAGGAAAAUUUAGCCCUUUUGAGCCCCUCAUUCCUCGGCAGUCUGGUAGAAGCAAGGAUGUAGAUUCCAGCAAGGACAGUUUUAGGAAGAAAGAAACCACUAGCAGCUGCCGUAAGUUGCAAGUGCCACUUACUGCAAGCGCCCCACGCAGACGCCCAACUAAGAAAAGUUCAGGCUAUUGUGAGUGCUGCCACGUGGUCUACAAAGACCAGUAUGAACACUUGCUGUCUGAAAUGCAUCGUUCUUUCAUUCAAAAUGACAGUAACUAUGCUGUAGUAGACCAACAAAUGGCUGCCAUGGUUGCUAGCUUUGUUUGUAAUCCAAAUCUAGAAGUGGAUCCAACGCCAAUCAAGUCCUUGACAGGCUUCUCUCAAUUAAAAUUGUGUAAUUUAACUGAGAUGGUGCAGAAUACUGUCAGCGAGAAUGAAAAAUCUCUUCAGACUCCACUGCAUCAAGAAUGUGAUCGUCUACUGGUGAUUACUGACAAUAGAGUAAACCUCUUUCCUAAACCUAUCCAAAGUCCACCUGGUCAACCAAAUGCAACCUUGCAUCCUACAAUGCAAAAUAACUCUCCUGAUCUUGGCAAUGUCAAAUUAGACCUCUACAUCAGCUGCACCACAAAUGUUCAGGACUUUCAAUCUGGUGUUCUCUGCAUGGAUAUAGUACCACAUCACAUUCCUCCAAAAUCCCAGUCAAUAGAGAAGAAACCCAAAAGCCUAUCUUCUGUCAUACUUUCAGAAGCUCCAUUCAAAAUGCUCACUCUAAACUCUUCUGGAGACAACAAAAUCCCAUGCAUAAUCUCUGGUGGUAAAAAUGUUCCUGAAUCUCAGGAACGAUGUGAAGGUGGUCAUAAUCUACAUGUGUUGCAUAUGCGAAGGGAUCUUACACGUGGUAUUCCUAACACAGUCAACUCUCGAAAUCAAAAACCUGACUGGGAUCAAGGUUUAAAAAUGUGCUCAAAAAGCCUCAAAAUGCUACUCCAGCGAGGUGAAGAUGAUAAUUCUGAAAGUUGUGGCCAGUAUGCGUUGGACCAUAGAAAGUUGCCUUCAACAAAACAGUCACUGAAAUCAGCCCAAGAUAUUUUUUGGCCUCCAGAGUCCUUCACUCCAAGUCCAAAACUUGCCAAGAGAAGAAAGAUUAAAGAAAAGCCAAACCCAAUUCAGGGGGGUUGCAGUGAUUCCUGGAUAAGACGGUACUCAUCUGAACUUUCCACCAUGCCAUGUUUACCGGUCUCCAAGAUUGGGAUUCUGGCCUGUUGUCAGGGUUUGCGGCUGGAGUUCCUCUUCAGAAUAAAGGGGCACAUGAUGACGUGA
Carassius carassius (crucian carp) is the source of this 2028-nucleotide messenger RNA. RefSeq names its product DBF4 zinc finger B (gene dbf4b). Gene Ontology annotation, biological process: regulation of cell cycle phase transition; positive regulation of nuclear cell cycle DNA replication. The transcript is spliced from 14 exons. Gene Ontology annotation, cellular component: Dbf4-dependent protein kinase complex; nucleus. Lineage: Eukaryota; Metazoa; Chordata; Actinopteri; Cypriniformes; Cyprinidae. Gene Ontology annotation, molecular function: nucleic acid binding; protein serine/threonine kinase activator activity; zinc ion binding. Bases 148 to 2028 code for a protein of 626 amino acids. The record is from RefSeq and is a predicted model, not a curated record.